Morchella importuna is the source of this 798-nucleotide messenger RNA. RefSeq lists its product as uncharacterized. The record is from RefSeq and is a predicted model, not a curated record. The coding region runs from base 1 to 798 and encodes 265 amino acids. The transcript has a single exon. Gene Ontology annotation, biological process: riboflavin biosynthetic process. Gene Ontology annotation, molecular function: 5-amino-6-(5-phosphoribosylamino)uracil reductase activity. NCBI's taxonomy places the organism in Eukaryota, Fungi, Ascomycota, Pezizomycetes, Pezizales, Morchellaceae.
AUGAGCGCCCCCACCCCCCUCCCCCCCUCCACCACAACCUUCCUCACCCCCUACCUCCCACACCCCACCGGCGGCCACUACCCCUUCACAACCCUCACCUACGCCACCUCCCUCGACUCGCACCUCUCCCUGCACCCGGGCACACAAACACACCUCUCCGGCCCGCUCUCCAAAUCCCUCACCCACCACCUGCGCACGCACCACGCCGCCCUGCUCAUCGGCGUCACCACCGCCCUCUCCGACGACCCGGGCCUCAACAGCCGCAUCCCCUCCACCCCGCUCUCCGCACAACCAACACCAAUCAUCCUCGACCCGCACUUCCGCUGGUGCCCCACUGCCACCACCCGCGUCAUCCGCACCGCCGCUUCCGGCGCCGGGAAGCCGCCGUAUGUACUUGUGCGCGCGGACGCGCCGGAGCACGCUGAUAAGACGGCUGUCAUCGAGGGUGUUGGCGGGAGGGUGUUCCGCCUGCCGGUCCCGCCGGCGGGUGCAGAGCGAUGGGAGUGGGAUGUGCUGCUGCGGUAUGUGAGAAGGGAGUGUGGGGUUGAGAGCGUGAUGAUCGAGGGCGGCGGGGAGGUGGUGAAUGCGCUGCUGGAGGCGAGGAACCAGAAGUUGGUGGAUAGUGUUGUGGUCACGGUGGCGCCGGUGUAUUUGGGGAGGGGUGGGGUUAAUGUGUCGCCGGUGGGGAGGACGGGGGCGGAGGGGAGGAGGGUCGCGGCGGCGAGGUUUAAGGAUGUGGCGUGGUGUGUGUUGGGGGAUGAUGUGGUGAUGGCGGCGAGGCCGGAUGUGGGUAUUUAG